Molecule: messenger RNA, 783 nt
Organism: Cotesia glomerata
Lineage: Eukaryota; Metazoa; Arthropoda; Insecta; Hymenoptera; Braconidae
Exons: 2
Coding region: 1-783 (260 amino acids)
Biological process (GO): DNA repair; telomere maintenance
Molecular function (GO): DNA helicase activity
Source: RefSeq, a predicted model, not a curated record
AUGACUGAUGAUAUAUUGCAUCAACAUCGUACAAGGUGUAACGAUCUAGCGAUAACAUUCAGCGACGAUAUGUACAAUGAAGCAUUGAUUGCUAUUGAGGAUCUUUGCAUUAUCAUUGCCAACUUACCACUCAGUCAUUUCGGUAUGAAUUCGCCAAAUCGAGGUGCAACUGAUUUAAUAAACACUGAAAUGAAUCGUGAAAUGCAGUACAACACUGUAGAAACGGCGGCGAUUGUUACUCGCAAUGUCCCACUAAUGAAUGAGGAACAAAGAAUCAUUUACGACCGCAUUAUGCUCGCAGUUUCAGCAGGACAAGGUGGGUUCUUCUUUUUAGAUGCACCAGGUAGAACUGGCAAGAUAUUCCUUAUUUCGCUCAUUCUCGCCAAAAUACGAUCCAAUAAUGGUAUCGCAUUGGCCGUUGCAUCAUCGGGCAUUGCGGCAACUUUAUUGGAUGGCGGCAGAACAGCUCAUUCAGUGACUUCAGACAAACACUUCCCGUCAUUCAGACACACACUUCCCGAUGAAAUCAACGCCUGCUUAAAAUCAUCGACAUUGUGGCGUAAUGUUGAAAUAGUACAGCUGAAAGUAAAUAUGCGCGUUCAAAAGCUUCAAGAUCCAUCCGCUGAAACAUUCUCAAAACAACUCUUAGAUAUCGGCGAUGGAAAAGUCACUAUAGCUGAAACUGGAUACAUAAAAUUAGCGAAUGAUUUCUGCACAAUCAUUGAUUCGCAAGAUGCUCUUAUUGAACAAAUCUCGAGUGGCUUGCAGAAAGAGCAAUGUUAG